AGGAGGAGAAAUAAAGGCACUGUCAGAGGUAUCCUACCAGAUAAAGACGCAUGUUUCCUGCUGGUUGGAUCUACCUCUGUCCAGAUCAAUAUUUUUUUCAAUCAUUAUAAAUUAGGACGAGACAGUUUGGCAACGUGCGUAAAAAUGAGUGUGGAUUUGGCACCGGCGCAAACCUGGACAACACUCCGCGUCUUCUCAUGGUCAGGUUUCUAAAACAGCAGCUUUCAACCACCACAGCAACACAUUUCAGUGGGGCCUGGAGAAAAAAUUACCCAUGCUGAAAGACGGUACAGUAGUUGGGUCGGAGAGCUUCUCCGCCCUCUCCUCUCCUCUCCCUCUGAUAUAGCAGCAGUUGUUGUGCAGUUGUCUUGAUAUGUCUUCCAGCUGCGAAGAUGACACAUGUUUCUCUCACUGAGCGGACUCUGACGGACGGGACCUACUGCGCUCUCCUUUCUGAUCAAGUUGGACUUAUCUUUUCCAACAGAGCGCAAAAUGAUUCACAACCACCUGUUCCUGAAAGAGACAGUCAUCAUCUGGACUCUACUUGCGGGUCGGACAGUUCUUGGUCAUGUCAAGACCCACUCACAUGCUGAAGAUGACCUCUUCAAGACACUGUUCUCUGGUUACAACAAGUGGUCAAGACCUGUGCCAAACAUCUCUGAUGUGGUUAUUGUCAAGUUUGGACUGUCCAUUGCCCAGCUUAUUGAUGUGGAUGAAAAGAACCAAAUGAUGACAACUAAUGUGUGGUUAAAACAGGAGUGGAACGACUACAAACUUCGUUGGAAACCAUCUGACUAUGAUAAUGUAACGUCCAUUCGAGUUCCAUCAGAGCUUAUAUGGGUACCAGAUAUAGUCCUCUAUAACAAUGCUGAUGGCGAGUUUGCUGUGACCCAUAUGACCAAAGCUCACCUGUUCUACACGGGUAAAGUACGCUGGGUCCCGCCUGCCAUUUACAAAAGCUCCUGCAGCAUCGACGUCACCUUCUUCCCCUUUGAUCAGCAGAACUGUAAAAUGAAAUUUGGCUCCUGGACCUACGACAAAGCCAAGAUUGACCUGGAGCGAAUAGAAAACACUGUGGAUCUCAACAACUACUGGGAGAGUGGUGAAUGGGCCAUUAUCAAUGCUGUGGGAACAUACAACACAAAGAAAUAUGACUGCUGCCAUGAGAUCUACCCAGACAUCACCUACUUCUUCAUCAUUCGAAGGCUUCCUUUAUUUUACACAAUCAACCUCAUCAUCCCCUGCUUGUUGAUUUCAUGUCUCACUGUUUUAGUUUUCUAUCUGCCCUCAGACUGUGGUGAGAAGAUCACUCUUUGUAUCUCAGUCCUUUUGUCCCUCACUGUGUUCCUUCUGCUCAUAACCGAGAUCAUACCCUCCACAUCUCUUGUCAUCCCUCUCAUUGGCGAGUACCUCCUCUUCACCAUGAUUUUCGUCACCCUGUCUAUUGUCAUCACCGUAUUUGUGCUAAACGUGCACCAUCGCUCCCCCAGCACUCACAAGAUGCCACGCUGGGUCCACUCCGUGUUCUUGGACCUGAUCCCACGCUGGCUGUUCAUGCGCAGGCCAGCGCCUGACGGUCGGCGCCGCAGGCUGUUGCUGCUCCAGAAGGAAAUAGCAGCAGAGCGGCAGCAAAUGCAAAUAGCAGGGUAUGAAUCAAGCCGCUGCAUCAGCACCUCAUAUACCUGGAUGAGAGACGGAAGCACUCUGGAAAACCCAGAGAGAAGCUCUUAUGAGGAUUUAGAGCUCGGAACACUGACGUCAUACUUCUCCUUCCGGCCCCCCUCUCCAAGACCCCCAGGUUCGACUCCUCCACUGCAACAGGAAAAAACCCAGAACAGCCAAAACUUGCAAGAAGGUGCUACAGGAUUAAACAGAAAGCCAACUGGAGCCAGGUUUUAUUCAACCCAGAAGCCACCUAAAGGGGACAGUUUAGUGUCAGAGUCACCUUUAAUACUUUCGCCAAGUGUAAUGCGUGCAUUACAAGGGGUUCACUACAUCGCAGACCACCUGAGGGCUGAAGAUGCGGACUUCAGUGUGAAGGAGGACUGGAAGUAUGUUGCCAUGGUCAUUGAUCGCAUCUUCCUGUGGAUGUUCAUUAUUGUGUGCCUGCUUGGGACAAUAGGCCUUUUCCUACCCCCAUGGUUGGCUGGCAUGAUUUAGGUUUUUGUGGCAAAGUUUAAAGAAAAAACUGAAAAAAUAUUCGUCUACUGGACUCUGAUUUGGUGUUAUUCAAGCUUUUAUUAAAUAGUUCAUCUUUUGUGGGUUCGGAUGUCACCUAGCCUUACUAAACGUAAUGAGACCACUGACAUUUUAAUUCAGAUUCCCACCUCUUAUUUUAAAAAGUGAUUAUUCUUUGUAGCUAUAACGGCAGCUAUGGGAUCUAACAUGUAGUUGGUCCGAUAUAUUGAAUAGAUUAAACCAUCCAGAUUUGACACACCUUGCUUUGAUGGACUUCAGUAGUACUGCAGCAGCCUCAACAGCAGAAUCCUAACAAAAUAUUCACAAAUAUACAUGGAUGGGCCAUUAUGCAACAAAUGUUAAUUAACCUAAACCAGUUUGUAUGUGAACCAAUGAGGUGUCAGUGAAACAUCAAAUUCUGUAACUGACCAGAACCUGUGAUCCGACUUCUGUAGGUACCUCGGUUACUCAAUCUUGAUCAAUGUUAUCACUGUUACUGUCAUGAGGUAUUGGACGUUGUUUUCGUGUUUUGUCUUAAUCUGUUAGUUUGAAUUGAUUCCUGUAUUUUGUUGUGUUUAGUUAUUUUGCUCUGUUCAGUUAUUUCUCUGGCUUUUCCCUGGUUUGAUUCCUUCCCCUCUGUAUUUGUUCUGUGUCAUUUCAGCCAUUUUCCCUCAGCUGUUCUAGUCACGCGCCCCACACAGCUGUUGAUCAUUCAGUAAAAAGACUCACCUGUUCCAUCCUCCCAGUGUUUAGGCUUCGACUUUCCACUCAUUCCUCGUUGGAUUCUUGUGUUAUACCCCAUGAGGGUUUUGUAGUUUGCUCAUGUUCAAGGUUCUCUACUAUACUAGAUAAAUAAAUAUGAUGUUUUUUAAUCAAUUAGAGAAAAACAUGACAUUUAGCAAAAGAAUCUGGUCAUUGAAAUUGGUGCAUCACCAGAGUUAGUUUGGACUUAAUCUUUUACAGAGGAUUAUCUUUUUUCCUGUUGUAGCACUCAGCUUAAAAUCAGUGUCACUUUGUAUAUUUGGUCAACAGUAGCAGUUGUCAGUAACUAAGUAGGGUGGGUUGGUAAACCAUCUAGGCUGUCUUCAAGGCUUAAUUUAAUGAUUAAAUGUUAUUUUAAGGUUAUCUAAUGGUCUCAGCAGGAUAUACAUUUUCUUCAAACGCAUCUUCUUCAACAGUCAGCUAUUCUCUGGAAUCAAAGCACUGAUUUUUAUUCCAUUUUAUAAUAGAUGAUAUGAUCCUUGUAAAUUCAGCAUAGCUCACUUUGAGAGUAAAAAUAACAUUUAUUUAGCCAGAGUAUGAGGCAGAUUCAUUCAAGUUUGAUUUACAACCCAUGAAUUUGACAUCACGUGUUUUGGUUUUAUUCGUAGCCAGUAAUGAGUGACCAGACUGGUUACAGCAACAAGGUUUGAGCAGAAAUGUUAAUUGCAUUGCCUUUUGUUACCAUAAUUACGCUUAUUAUGAAUGGUUAUAAAAUAAAGAAACAGAGUAAAAUUAAUUAAAUUCUGCUUCUCUCUGA
Messenger RNA from Girardinichthys multiradiatus, 3697 nucleotides. It is a transcript of the gene chrna2b, whose product is annotated as cholinergic receptor, nicotinic, alpha 2b (neuronal). The coding region runs from base 493 to 2160 and encodes 555 amino acids. Gene Ontology annotation, cellular component: postsynaptic membrane; synapse; neuron projection. Gene Ontology annotation, biological process: monoatomic ion transmembrane transport; signal transduction; regulation of membrane potential. The record is from RefSeq and is a predicted model, not a curated record. The transcript has 6 exons. NCBI's taxonomy places the organism in Eukaryota, Metazoa, Chordata, Actinopteri, Cyprinodontiformes, Goodeidae. Gene Ontology annotation, molecular function: transmembrane signaling receptor activity; acetylcholine-gated monoatomic cation-selective channel activity.